UUGACGUCGAUCCAUGUUUAUGAUGCUGUGUUCACCAGGAUUUUGUAAUGUCAUUUUGCGCCGGAAGAUGGCCAUAAAAGGAGCCUUCUUCCCGGCCAGCCGUUGUUCACCAGCACAUAAUACCCAUUGACUCAAUCAUACUUCAAUUGACGCAUACUACUCAAUAUGACGACCACAUUCAAGCUCAACACCGGCGCUCAAAUCCCUGCCGUUGGAUUUGGGACUUGGCAAGACGCAGAGGCACAGGAGCAAGCUGUUCUCGAAGCCAUCAAGGCGGGAUAUCGCCACAUUGACACUGCCAGAAUUUAUGGAACAGAAGAGGCCGUAGGAAAAGCAAUCAAGAAGUCUGGCGUUCCCCGUGACCAACUUUUUAUCACCACCAAGCUCUGGAACAACAAGCAUCACCCCGACGAUGUAGCGCAGGCGCUUCAGGACUCGUUGAACGACCUCGACUUGGAAUAUGUCGAUCUAUUCUUGAUGCAUUGGCCUGUGGCCUUCAAGAGAGGAACUGAAAAGUUCCCCAAAAACGAGAGUGGCAAGCCAGCUGUGGAGGAUACUGACUACGUCGAUACAUACAAAGCCAUGGAGAAGCUCCUUUCAACCGGAAAGGUGAAAGCCAUUGGCGUCUCCAACUUCUCCAAGUCAGAGAUGGAACGUCUCCUUCAGAACAGCUCCGUCGUCCCUGCAGUCCACCAGCUCGAAAGCCACCCAUGGCUGCAACAGCGUAGCUUCGCCGACUGGCACAAGUCAAAGGGCAUCCAUGUCACCCACUACUCUCCGUUCGGAAACCAGAACGAGCUAUACUCUCGCGAGGGCACAAUUGGCAAGCUGAUUGAUGACCCCGUGCUGGUCGAAAUUGGAAAGAAGUACAACAAGAGCUCUGCGCAAGUAGCACUUGCCUGGGGUAUCAACGAAGGACACUCAGUACUUCCCAAGUCAAAGACUCCAUCUCGCAUCAGAGACAACCUCCAAGGCGACUUCAAGCUAGACGCCGAGGAUCUCCAGAAGAUCCGGGGCAUUGACCGUAAGCUCCGCUUCAACGACAGCAGCGCCGACUUUGGCCGAGAAUUCUUCGGCGACUUGGACGGCAAGCAGAAAUAAAUUGGUAUCUUGCAGCUUACAUGUCUAUUAAUUCUAAAUGAGGAAACGAAAUGCAACGAAU
This is a messenger RNA of Aspergillus eucalypticola CBS 122712, 1162 nucleotides long. RefSeq names its product aldo/keto reductase. NCBI's taxonomy places the organism in Eukaryota, Fungi, Ascomycota, Eurotiomycetes, Eurotiales, Aspergillaceae. Gene Ontology annotation, molecular function: aldose reductase (NADPH) activity. The record is from RefSeq and is a predicted model, not a curated record. Gene Ontology annotation, cellular component: cytosol. The transcript has 4 exons. The coding region runs from base 166 to 1101 and encodes 311 amino acids.